CGUUACUGAGAAAAUUGCUGUUCGUUCCGCCAUAUCGGAAUUUGCACCUCGUGGGUGCAUGGAAGUUGAUUGUGUUUUUAGACUUAUAGCUUGGUAAUUAGUGUACAGAUUCCCACUACCAGGAUGCCACCUAAGAACCCAUUGCCUCCGAAAGAGAGUGCGUUGUUCAAGCGCAUUCUGAAAUGCUAUGAGCAGAAACAGUAUAAGAAUGGUUUGAAGUUUGCAAAGCAAAUUUUGACAAAUCCAAGGUUCUGUGAACAUGGAGAAACACUGGCAAUGAAAGGGUUGACCUUGAAUUGCUUGGGCCGAAAAGAAGAAGCAUAUGACCACGUGCGGCGUGGUCUUCGCAAUGAUUUGUCAAGUCAUGUGUGUUGGCAUGUUUAUGGUUUGUUGCAAAGAUCUGAUCGCAAAUAUGACGAGGCCAUCAAGUGCUAUCGGAACGCCCUCAGAUGGGAUAAGGACAACCUUCAGAUUUUGAGGGAUUUGUCAUUACUUCAGGUCCAGAUGAGGGACAUGGAAGGAUACCGGGAAACCAGGUACCAGCUGCUAGCACUUCGUCCUGGACAGAGAGCAUCGUGGAUAGGCUACGCUAUGGCUUAUCAUUUGUUAAAGGACUAUGACAUGUGUCUGAGGAUCCUGGAAGAAUUCCGGAAAACACAGACACCCAAGCCGUACUAUGACUACGAACACAGUGAGCUGCUGCUGUACCAGAACCUGGUCAUGCAAGAAGCCGGGAUGAAGGAGGAGGCCAUGGAGCAUCUACGCAGCUACGACAAACAGAUUGUAGACAGACUCUAUGUACAGGAAACCACAGCUCAUCUGUUGACGCUGAUGGAAGAACACGAAAAAGCUGCAGGAAUUUACAAAGAUCUCAUUGACAGAAACCCAGAGAACUGGGCAUAUUACAGAGGAUAUGAAACUGCCAUGCAUUUAAAUGACAAGCCUGAUGAGAGAAUGGAAUUGUACAAAGAUGUUCUUGAAAAGUUUCCACGUGCCACAAUGCCCAAGCGUUUGCCGCUGAAUUUCACCACAGACGAUGUGUUCAGAGAACUCAUUGACGACUACUUGAAGAAGGCUCUGAGAAAAGGCGUUCCCCCUUCGUUUGUAUCAAUCAAAUCAAUUUACCAGGAUCCUUCUAAAGUUAAAGUCAUUGAAGACCUUGUGCUUUCAUAUGUGGACAACCUCAAAGAAUCAGGGAAAUUCGACAGCAAUGGUGAGGAGGAGCCAGCGACAGCACUGCUGUGGGCCUACUACUACCUAGCUCAACACUUUGAUUUCUUGCGCAAUGAAGUAAAGGCAUUGGAGUUCAUCAACCUGGGAAUAGAGCACACACCUUUGUUGAUUGAGCUCUAUGUAUUCAAAGCAAAAAUAUACAAGCAUGCGGGUGAUAUAGAGGAGGCUGUGCGACUGAUGGACGAGGCACAGUCACUGGACACUGCUGACCGUUACAUCAACUCAAAAUGUGCCAAGUAUAUGCUGAGGGCCAACCGAAUCCAAGAGGCAGCUGACAUGUGUUCCAAGUUUACCAGGGAGGGAAUUCCGGCUGUGGAAAACUUGAACGAAAUGCAGUGCAUGUGGUUUCAGACGGAGUGUGCUUUCGCCUACAAGAGACUGGGCAAAUGGGGAGAAGCGCUGAAAAAGUGCCAUGAAAUUGACAGACAUUUCACAGAAAUCAUUGAAGACCAGUUUGACUUUCACACGUACUGCAUGAGGAAGAUGACUCUACGCUCGUACGUGGGUCUGUUGCGACUGGAGGAUGCUUUACGGAGUCAUCCUUUCUAUUCCAGGGUCGCUUUUCUUGCUGUGGAGAUUUAUCUCCAUUUAUCAGAGCAUCCUUUGGCUGACACAGACCAGGAUAAUGAUGUCAAUUCAGAAAACCUCUCCCCGAGUGAGCUGAAGAAGAUGAAGAGGAAACAAAGAAAAGCUCAAAAGAAGGCCGAGUUGGAAAAGGAGAAGCAAAAGGCUGAACAAGAGAAGAAAGAUCAGAAUAAAAAUAAGGCCCAGGAUGGAGAGAUGGAUGGUCCGAAGGAGGAAGAACUGAUUCCAGACAAGCUGGCCAGGAUUGACGAUCCUUUAGAGCAAGCCAUCCACUUCCUGAAGCCCCUGCAGAUGUUGACGCCGCAGUGUGUGGAGACUCAUGUCCAAGCUUACGAAAUUUACUCGAGAAAAGGAAAAUUGCUGUUGAUGUUGCAAUCCCUGAAGAGAGGCGUGCUGGCUGAUAGGGCCAAUCCCCAGUUUCACACAUGCCUCAUCCAUUUCCUACAGUAUGUUCAAGAACAAAGGGAGCUGCCCGGACCGACCAAGACUGUGAUAGAUCGCGAGAUGAAGAACAUCUACGAGGGCAAGACGGCGCUACAGCUCAACGAAGAGUUCCUGGCCAGCAACGCCAACUCUCAAGAACACCGCUUAGCAGCUGCCCGUAUGAUGUACAAGCUCGACUCGUCUCGCCAGGUAGAGGCCGUAAAGCUGGCAACAAGUUUGGAAGGCCACCUCACCGGGGUCACCAUCCAGAACUGCAUUUCUGUGCUGGAGUGUCUGUGUUCGGGGGAGCUGGGCAAGUGUGAGCAAGAAGCCAAGGACUAUCAACUCUUGAGCCACCAACGCUUCCCCUACGCCACUGCCUUCAUCGCACCAAGUCCUUCCUCCUCUCUCACCACCAACCACUCGGAACAAAUCUUAGUCAACGGAUCUGCCCUCAAGAACGAGUCCUGAUGUACAGACAGGGCUUCCACCCCCUUUAGGCACCACCGUUACCAAUAUCAUUAGCCCUAGCUGUGUGAAUCGUGACAAAAGCAAAUAUUAUCUCUGUGUGUGUGUGUGUGUGGCCUGGGGUGUCGCCGACUCCACACAGGAACAGGAAAUCCGAGGCCUCUGCAUCCGGCAGUUGCUGGUGGUGGGCUGUUAGCUGGCUGUUCUUGACGCACGCCGGCACCACCCGCCCGCCCACCUACCUACCGCGUAGACAUGUGAAGGAUGUGUGGAGCCAUGCUGUGGUGUUUAUUCAGUGCUUUCUACUGGUUUGUUUUGCUCUUUUAAAAAAAAAAAUUUAAAAAAUUUUCCGUGUGGUUUAUUGAUCAGGAAAUUGUGUCUAGGUUGACUCCCCACGACUUUUGUCUCCUCGAGGAUCACACACACAGGAGGAUGUGCCUGUCGUUGUCUGUGGGGGACACGUUGCAGUGGUGGCGUGUGGUCACAAGCAGACAGGGGGCAGUGUGCUCCGGGACAUCAGUAUUUGUGGAGGAUGUUUCUCCCCCCCCCAACCCCUCCUGGCUCUGUCCCGACUGGACUGGCUGAUGAAGCUACAGAUAACCAAGGUCACCUCCUCUUCUUUGACUGACAUUUACAGCUCUGGCUUUUGGGAUUUGUUGUUGGGGGUUUUUGUUUGUUUUUAGGUAAUAUCAAUUUUUAAAGAAAAUGCGGUGUUGAAUGGGUUUAGUAAUAAUUGUGCAAAA
This is a messenger RNA of Aplysia californica (California sea hare), 3452 nucleotides long. Its product is annotated as N-alpha-acetyltransferase 15, NatA auxiliary subunit. Gene Ontology annotation, cellular component: cytoplasm; NatA complex. The transcript has 22 exons. The record is from RefSeq and is a predicted model, not a curated record. Lineage: Eukaryota; Metazoa; Mollusca; Gastropoda; Aplysiida; Aplysiidae. Bases 124 to 2712 code for a protein of 862 amino acids. Gene Ontology annotation, molecular function: protein-N-terminal amino-acid acetyltransferase activity; protein binding. Gene Ontology annotation, biological process: N-terminal peptidyl-methionine acetylation.